Messenger RNA from Gryllus bimaculatus (two-spotted cricket), 384 nucleotides. The record is from the annotation of a GenBank genome assembly. Lineage: Eukaryota; Metazoa; Arthropoda; Insecta; Orthoptera; Gryllidae.
AUGUUCGAGCAGGCAACAAUUGUGGCCAAAGUUCGAGCACGUUGGCCUAUUCACCCGGGAUACAUGCACACAUUUGGGUUCACCGAGAACUUCUUCGUCGUAGUUGAACAACCGCUGUCGGUAUCUGUACCUGCCAUUUUCAAGAAUCACGUUACCAGUUCUCCAAUAGCAGCAUCUUUUCGGUGGUACUCAGAAGAACAAACACAAAUCAAUUUAAUAUGCCGCAAAACUGGAAAAAUCGCACAUCAAUUCGUCGCAGAAGCUUUUUUUUAUCUCCAUAUAAUUAAUAGCUUCGAAGAAGACGACCACGUUGUUGUAGAUAUAUGCUGUUACAGAGAUCCAUCAAUGUUGGACUGUUUGUACGUGGAAUCGGUGCAGAUAUGA